Molecule: messenger RNA, 3007 nt
Organism: Gekko japonicus
Lineage: Eukaryota; Metazoa; Chordata; Lepidosauria; Squamata; Gekkonidae
Gene: KIF23
Product: kinesin family member 23
Exons: 23
Coding region: 32-2902 (956 amino acids)
Biological process (GO): microtubule-based movement
Cellular component (GO): nucleus; kinesin complex; microtubule
Molecular function (GO): microtubule motor activity; ATP hydrolysis activity; microtubule binding
Source: RefSeq, a predicted model, not a curated record
GACUCCCGGACCGAGACCGAACCGGGGCAGGAUGAAGGCGGCGGCAAUUAAGACCCCCAGAAGGAACGUGGUGAAGAAAGUAUCUGGCAACAAUCAGAAGGACCCUGUUGGGGUGUACUGUCGGGUGCGUCCGGUGCCAGAUCAAGAAUGCUGCAUCGAAGUGGUCAGCAGCACCACUGUCCAGGUUCACCCACCCGACGGGUACCGCAGCAACCGCAACGGGGAGUAUAAAGAGGUGCAAUAUUCGUUUAAAGAGGUGUUUGGCCCCAGCGGCUCUCAAAGAUGGGUUUUUGAUACGGUUGCUAAGCCUCUUGUGGAAGACCUCAUCCAUGGAAAAAAUGGUCUCCUUUUUACGUAUGGUGUUACGGGGAGUGGGAAAACCCACACGAUGACAGGCUCCCCAGGCGACGGCGGGCUCCUUCCCCGGUGCUUAGACAUGAUCUUCAACAGCAUUGGGCCGCUCCAGGCCAAACGAUAUGUUUUUACGCUUGAUGAGAAGAAUGGGGUUGAGGUCCAGUGCGAAGUCGAUGCACUGCUUGAACGUCAGAAGAGGGAAGCACUGCCAGUUCCAAAAACGCCGUCUGGCAAGCGGCAAAUAGACCCCGAAAUUGCUGACAUGAUCAACGUUCAAGAUAACUGCAAGCUGGAAGAUGUCGACGAAGACAACGUCUACGGCGUGUUUGUCUCUUACAUUGAGAUCUAUAACAACUACAUCUAUGACCUGCUGGACGAAGCUCCUUUUGAGCCCAUCAAACCAAAGCCCCCACAGUCCAAAAUACUCCGGGAGGAUCAGAAUCACAACAUGUAUGUUGCAGGAUGCACAGAAGUAGAAGUGAAAUCCACGGAGGAAGCUUUUGAAGUCUUCUGGAGAGGCCAAAAGAAGAGACGCAUUGCCAACACACAGCUGAAUCGGGAAUCCAGCCGUUCGCACAGUGUGUUCCUCAUCAAAUUAGCCCAGGCUCCGCUGGAUGCAGAUGGAGACAAUGUUCUACAGGACAAGGAGCUGAUCACCUUGAGCCAGCUCUCUUUGGUCGACCUGGCAGGGAGCGAAAGGACAAACAGAACCAAAGCCGAAGGCAGCCGGUUACGCGAAGCAGGGAAUAUUAAUCAGUCAUUAAUGACGCUGAGGACUUGCAUAGAGGCCCUACGAGAGAACCAGACAUAUGGGACCAACAAGAUGGUCCCCUAUCGAGACUCCAAACUAACCCAUCUUUUCAAGAACUACUUUGACGGAGAAGGAAAAGUGCGGAUGAUUGUCUGUGUCAACCCAAAGGCCGAAGACUACGAUGAGAGUUUGCAAGUGCUGAGGUUUGCAGAGAUCACCCAAGAAGUGGAGGUGGCGAGACCUCUUGACAAGCCGCUAUGUGGGUUAACCCCCGGUCGCCGGUUUAAGAAUCAGGCCUUCCAGGAGGAGCUUUCGCGGCAGCUGGAAAUCCGAGGUGGCCCAAUUGAGGGGGAUCGAGAGCAGUCUGUCACAGAGAUGCUCCUGCAGAGCAUUCCUCCGAUGCCUUCCUGUGAGCUCCUUGACAUCAACGAUGACCAGACCCUUCCUCGGCUGAUCAAAGUGCUUGAGAAGCGCUACAGCAUCCGGCAGAGGCUAACCGAAGAGUUCAACAAGAACGCGCUUUUUGUGAGGGGCAUGCUGCAGGAAGUCGAUGCCAGCCUCGUCUCCAAGGAGAACUACACUCAGGCCAGAAUGGCCGAGAAGGACAAAACAAUCGUCGGACAAAAAACAGAGAUCGAGCGACUGGAGAAGAAAGCCAAAACUCUGGAAUAUAAGAUUGACAUCUUGGAGAAAACGACAGCCAUUUACGAAGACGAGAAGCGCAACCUGCAGCAGGAGCUGGAUGCCCGAAGCCAGAAGCUGCAGCGCCAGGCAUCUGAUAAGCGCCGGCUGGAAGCACGGCUGCAGGGCAUGGUGACAGAGACCACAAUGAAAUGGGAGAAGGAAUGCGAGCGGCGGGUGGCAGCCAAGCAGCUGGAGAUGCAGAACAAGCUCUGGGUGAAGGACGAGAAGCUGAAACAGCUGAAAGCCAUCGUCACGGAACCCAAGGGCGGCAAGCCGGAGAGGCCUUCUCGGGAGAAGGACCGGGAGAAAGUCCUGCCACGGUCGCUGUCGCCUCCACCUGUCCCUAUUUCUAGUAACUGUGUCGUCACUCAGCUCCCUGCCCACCUGCCCGCCACAGUUGGGCCACAACUGCACAGGCGCUCUAACUCGUGCGACAGCAUUUCCGUGGCCUCCUGCAUCUCGGACUGGGAGCAGAGAAGGCCUGCCCUCGGCAGCAAGCACCCCAGCGGCAUGACGCCCACGGCUAGGAGUCGGCUGCAGGAGCCGGAGCGAGCUAGGCCCUGUGCUGCGGCAGAGAGGAGGCGGGGCAUGCAGUGGACCGGCACCCCGGAGGUCCCCGGCGGUAGAGAGAACGCUCUGCCAGUCCGUCCCCGGCACAGGCGCUCCCGUUCCGCUGGGGAGAGAUGGGUGGACCACAAGCCACCCUCCAACGUACAGACCGAAACGGUCAUGCAGCCCUACGUCCCCCAUGCCAUCACCGUGGCGACUGCCAGCGAGAAGACCCUGGCCAAGUGCGACAAGUACAUGCUCACCCACCAGGAGCUGGCCUCCGACGGGGAGAUCGAGACCAGGCUGAUCAAGGGCGACGUUUUUAAGACCAGGGGCGGAGGCCAGGCAGUCCAGUUCACCGAGAUUGAGACCCUGAAACAGGAAUCGCCAACUGGUCGCAAGCGGCGAUCGUCUCCCUCGAAUCCUUCUCCACCCAAUGAUGCUACUGAGUCAGAAUGGACAGAUGUGGAAACACGAUGCUCUGUUGCGCUGGAGAUGAAGGCGGGCUCAAGCCUUGGACCCGGGUACCAACAUCACGCUCAACCCAAGCGCAGGAAACCAUGAGAUCACUUGUUGGAGCGGCUCCGUCGUCCAAGGGAUUUUUUCAGACUGCGUAGCCGGCUAUGCUGGGCAAUGGUUAAAGGGAGAGACUUUAAUAAAGGGCGGGGG